Molecule: messenger RNA, 8482 nt
Organism: Scleropages formosus (Asian bonytongue)
Lineage: Eukaryota; Metazoa; Chordata; Actinopteri; Osteoglossiformes; Osteoglossidae
Product: cadherin-4-like
Exons: 17
Coding region: 361-3129 (922 amino acids)
Biological process (GO): cell-cell adhesion mediated by cadherin; calcium-dependent cell-cell adhesion; multicellular organism development
Cellular component (GO): adherens junction; plasma membrane; catenin complex
Molecular function (GO): calcium ion binding; beta-catenin binding; cadherin binding
Source: RefSeq, a predicted model, not a curated record
CAAUGUGCGGUAGGAGGGGUCGUGGUGACGCUGCCCGUAGCGCUCCGCUGCUGAGCUGAGCGGAGCUGAGCUCAACACGAGAGAGCAGAAACACAUCAGAACGGAACUGAUCGGAACGGAUCGGCGCUUUUCACCUGCAGCCGCGCGCGCGACAGCAGCUCCGGGGACCCUCCGUGCGCCGCAACAAGAGCCGGGACCGGAGCGCGCGGGACGCACCUCCGCUCCGAAAGCCAGGGACGUUUUUACACCGCAGCGCACCGCCGCACGAGGACCGACCGGCAGCAUCCGAAGCUCGUAAAAAAAAAAAAAAAAAAAUCAAAAAGAAAAAAAAAAAAAACAAAAAAGAAACCGCGAGCCACGAUGACAGCGGGCUUCGUGAUGAUUUCAGUGAUGACCGCGGCGCUCCUCAGCACGUCCUGGGGGAGUUAUGGAGACGUACCAUCUAAGCCACCCUGCAGACCAGGAUUCUCAGAGAGUUUUUAUACAGUGUUUGUUUCAAGGGAUAUACUGCAAGGCCAGAGUAUUCUCAAAGAUACGACUGUGUCUUCAGGACGUGUCAAAUUUGAUACCUGCCGGGAGGACGAAGUCGUGGGGUUCGAGAGCAGCGACCCUAGCUUCAAUGUGCGGAUGGAUGGCUCCAUCUACACAGAGAGAGAUGUCUCCAAUCUCUCGGAGCCGGUGCAGUUCAUGGUGACUGCCCGGAGCAGCCCCGACAUGCCCAUCUGGGAGACCACUGUCAAGCUGGCCUUGGCAGGAUACUCUCCACCCACCUCUCAGGCCAGGGAUGGAGAGGACGGUGUCCAUAAGGUCAACCAAGAGCUCGGCAUCAUCACAUUUCCACAGAAACAACUGACCGGCUCCAGUGGGCUGCGACGGCAGAAGCGGGACUGGGUCAUCCCACCAAUCAAUGUGCCAGAAAAUUCCAGAGGGCCUUUCCCGCAGAUGCUUGUCAGUAUUCGCUCUGAUCAGGACCGGCAAAUCCAGAUCCGCUACAGCAUCACGGGCGUGGGGGCUGACCAGCCCCCCAAUGAGGUCUUCAGCAUUGACCCGGUGGCGGGGAAGAUGUUUGUCACGAAGCCUUUGGACCGAGAGGAGAGGUCCUCCUACCAUCUCAGGGCUCAUGCUGUGGACAUGAAUGGCAACAAGGUGGAAAAUCCCAUUGACCUCUACAUCUACGUCAUCGACAUGAAUGACAACCGGCCAGAAUUCCGGAACCAGGUCUACAAUGGAUCCGUGGCUGAGGGAGCCAAGCCAGGCACGUAUGUAAUGAAGGUGACGGCCAACGAUGCUGAUGAUGACACGACGGCCAAUGGGAUGGUGCGGUACCGCAUCCUCUCACAGUCCCCACACAGCCCUAUCCCCAACAUGUUCACCAUCAACAGUGAGACGGGCGAUAUUGUUACGGUGGCUGCUGGUCUCGAUAGAGAGAAAGUCUCCCAAUACACCAUCAUCAUCCAGGCCACUGACAUGGAGGGUAACCUGAACUUCGGAUUGUCCAACACCGCCACCGCCAUCAUCUCCGUUACAGACACCAACGACAACCCACCAGAGUUGACAGCAAGAACGUUCUCCGGUGAAGUUCCAGAGAACAGAGUCAACAUCGUUGUUGCCAAUCUGACAGUGAUUGACAGGGAUCAACCUCACACGCAGAACUGGAAUGCUGUGUACAGAAUCAUCAAUGGAGACCCCUCUGGGCACUUCACAAUACACACUGACCCCGUCAGCAACGACGGUAUGGUUACUGUGGUGAAGCCAGUGGACUACGAGAUGAACCGGGCCUUCAUGCUGACAGUGCUGGUGUCCAACCAAGCCCCGCUCUCUGACACCACGCAGUCAUCCCAGCAAUCCACAGCGGGGGUCACCAUCUCGGUGGUGGACGUCAACGAGCCGCCUUUCUUCCCCUCCAAUCCCAAGCUCAUCCGCUUUGAGGAAGGCGUCCCUGCUGGCACCACCCUCACUACAUUCGCUGCCAACGACCCCGACCGCUUCAUGCAGCAGAUUGUCAGGUACUCCAAACUGGCCGAUCCAGCCAACUGGCUAAACAUUAACGCCACCAAUGGACAGAUCAUAACCACGGCCAUGCUCAACCGUGAGUCCCCCUUUGUGAAGAACAACAUCUAUGAGGCCACUUUCCUGGCAGCAGAUAACGGCUCGCCGCCGGCCAGCGGUACGGGCACGCUUCAGAUCUACCUGAUCGACGUGAAUGACAAUGCGCCCGAGCUAGUGCCCAAGGAGGCCCAGGUGUGCGAGCGCAUCAACAGCAACCCCAUCAACAUCACUGCAGCGGACGCUGACGUCGACCCUAACGUGGGCCCCUUUGUGUUCGAGCUGCCCGCCUUCCCUUCCAGCGUUCGGCGCAACUGGACCAUUUCACGGCUCAACGGCGACUACGCCCAGCUGAGCCUGCGCAUCCAGUACCUGGAGUCCGGCGUGUACGACGUGCCUGUGAUAGUGACGGACUCAGGUAACCCGCCCCUGUCGAACAGGUCUGUCAUCAAGGUGAAGGUGUGCCCGUGUGACGAGAAUGGCGACUGCACCACUAUCGGAGCCGUGGCCGCCGCCGGCUUGGGCACGGGAGCCAUCAUCGCCAUCCUCAUCUGCAUCAUCAUACUGCUCACCAUGGUGCUCCUCUUCGUCGUGUGGAUGAAGCGCAGGGAGAAGGAGCGGCAGACCAAGCAGCUGCUGAUCGACCCAGAGGACGACGUCCGUGACAACAUCCUGAAGUACGAUGAAGAAGGUGGCGGCGAAGAGGACCAGGACUAUGACCUGAGCCAGUUGCAACAGCCCGAGUCCUUGGACCACAUCAUCAGCAAGCCCCCUGGAGUCCGGAGGGUGGACGAGAGGCCUGUGGUGUCCGAAUCGCAGUACCCCAUCCGACCAGUGGUCCCGCACCCUGGUGAUAUCGGGGACUUCAUCAACGAGGGCCUGCGAGCGGCAGACAACGACCCCACGGCACCUCCCUACGACUCACUGCUGGUGUUCGACUACGAGGGCAGCGGCUCCACGGCCGGCUCCGUCAGCUCCCUUGACUCGUCCAGCACCGGUGACCAGGACUACGACUAUCUGAACGACUGGGGGCCGCGCUUCAAGAAGCUGGCCGACAUGUACGGGGGUGGCGACGACGACUAAGCUGAGCACCGCCGCUGCCGCCGCCGCGACCUGCUCUCCAGUCACAGACAGAAACCAAGCCACACCGUCAGUUGAAACACCAGUGAGGACUGUACAAAGAGGCAGCUUUGUAACCUUUCCCCUCCGGCUGACUUUUAUCACAAACUAUUCUCUUUAUUAUUUUUUGUUUCCCUCCUUUUCCUUAUUCUUUUGGUGGCAAGUUUUUUUUUUUCCUAGUUUGUUUCAAUUUUGUAUGAUGUUACUUUUUGCUCAUCUUAGAUGAGAGCUGUCUACUAGCAUGGGAAAGUGAAUGGCCCCCUUGUUUCCCAGCCCCCCCACCCCACCCCUGUGUACCACCACUGCAGACAGCAGGGAAGUUCUUUUUCUCCAUCGCUGAAGAGAGUGUGAAAGGGCACUCUUUAUUAACUUGAAUUCGUUAGAACAGAAGCACUGUUGUUAAAGAAAGUGCCUUUCUCGGUGCGUUGUAUUGGAUUCACACUAUCUCAGGAUCGGUAGCCAUUGGAACGGUGUUGUGUGGCACCCCCCGCCCCCAUCCUCAUCAACGGUCCUAAUAAAUGCAGUCAGCAACAUGGGGAAAUUAAAGAGGAAUUAGUAAUAGUCGCUUAUGAAUCUGCCUUUCGGAGAAAAAUACUCACGUUGGCUUUAUUUAAGGAAUGAAAGUGCUUUGUGCAAAUAAUAGUUAUCUAUCAGUGGGAGCAAAUCAGUGUUUUUAACUGGGCCACCAAACGGAGCAGAGGAACUCGGCCUGAUGGUGAGGUUAACGUUUCGACAGAAAAGCAUCGUGGCUUUGUCCUCUCGAGCAAGUCGCUUCCUCAUAGCGUAGAGAAGGGCCAAGUUUGGGUGGCUGUUCAUGUUUCGUAGUGCAGUGUCUGUUGCUUUGCACUUCCUGCUCAUACCGGCAUGGUGAGUGUGUGAUCGGCAGAGGAGCGGCCCGUAUUCGCCUGCCUUCCUCGUUUUUUGUAACAGCGUGAAAUGCAUUGAAAAAGGUGAAAUGGAGAAAAACAGAGGGUGGAUUCUUUUUCUACAGAAAAAUUCUACAUUUGUGUGUUUUUUUUGUAUAUUAAGUACAGAAAUGCAUGUUCCCCCUACCCUAAAGUUUUCACUACAUGGCAUUAACUGUGUGAUCAGACUGGUAAUGGGGAUUUUGGGAAAAAAGAGACAAGAAAAAAAAAACUAUUUCUGAAGUGUUAGGGAAUUCCAGGCAGUCCGUGCUGCCUAGCUUUAAAAAAAAAAAAAAAAAAAAAAUAUUUAUUUAAUUUUUUUGGGCAGAAAGACACCAUCUGGGACUUGUACGUUUAAAGCUUUGAUGUCUCAACAGAUACUCUGUGAAGUGAUCCAAUUGUAUUCCACACUAGUAUUAAUGUAUUUUAAUUUCCUGUUUUGUACCUGUAACUCGUGAUGAACUGAACUCCACUGAAAAACUGUUUAUGUUGCGCAUCAGUGACACACUUGUCAUUACUGGGGGGUUGUAUUCUUGUACCUUAUUGAACUCUAUACUGGUUAUAUGCAGAGAAUUUACCCUUUACUCUUAGAAUAAAGCAGGGUUUUCCAGCAAACAAAUCCUCUCACAAAGACUAUGGUACCCAUUAAUAGCCAUUGUGAUGACAAGAGCUACACCGCUCCUUGGUGGAAACAAGGAAGACUAAAAGCGCUUUAAUUAUAGGAUAUGCAAACCUUUUUUUUUGUGUCUGUGUUUUGGGUGAGGUUCCCAUGCGAACUGCUGCAGUAGCCACACGCAACACGUCUCCACGGUCAUUCCAUCCUGCAGUUCCCUCCAGGAGUAAGCGCACGUGGAGCGACGUGACUGUUUUGCUUUGAGCGCUCCUAAUGGGGCAGAUGGAGGGCAGGCGCCACACGAUGGCGACCGUGGGGGCAGGACCUACACUCUGUCGCCCUGCCACGGCGCAUUGUGCUGCCUGAUCUUAGUCGGUAGCUCUUCAUCUGAAUGUGAUGUAUUCCGUAAUGUAGCUUUUUGCCUGUUGGGGGAUAACUGUCAUUCAAGCUGAGGGUUCUGCCAAAACCCCUCGUAGGCUGCAGUGAUUGAAAAGAUUGAUUAUCUUUCUCCUUCUCUUUCUCUUGCUCACUCACUCUCUCGCUUGCUCCCUCCCUCCCGUCAUGGUGGUUUCAAUUAGGUUGAUGAGGAAAUAGGGGGGUUUUAUCCCACCAGCAGUUUAUCUAUCAAUUAAGCAGAUGAUUAAUCCCUGGAGAUAAUCUCCUUAGCAAAAUGGCCUCCGAAUCACCAGUGUGAAGUGGGUGGACUCUUGCCAUUAAGUCAGAGGCAGGCUGCUGCAUCCAGGCUGCCCCGACCUCCCAUCCCUCCCGUUUCCAGUUCCACUUCUUGACAAGUAUUGGACAAAGAUGCCUUACCGAGCAAGGCAGGGCAGGGAGCGGUGAAUGUGUGCCGUGGAGCUCAGCUCAGCUCGGCCCGCUAAAGCGGAGGGCCGGGCCAUCUCGUUUUGCAAGGAAUCGGCUGCUGCCAAAGGGCGGCCUAAAGAGGCGUCGCGUAGGCGUAGUUCGGCUACCCUGGCGACCGUGUUGUCACAACGAUGCCUUUCGAUAACGGAGCCCCUGCAGAGGGGGGUCAGCAAGAGUGCGUGGCUUGACUUCACCGUGUCAGUGGCUGCUUAACGGACAUGAAGGGGAAAGACAGGCUCGAUAUGCUUGAUGAGUUUUCGAAAUGUUGUUUUUCAGUUUCUUUUCUAUGACGCAGUGUAUUUUAAUGCAUGUACAGGGUGAACUGUUGUUUUCAUAUAUUAUUUGCAUCUUUUGAAAACAAGUCAUGUCGUGUAUAUAAACUUUUUUUAAACGAUCCUUUAGUAAUUUUUGUACAUUUUAAUUUGCUGUAGACAUUCCAGUUCUUCUGUCAUUAUUUUUCUUUUGUUGUGUGGUCAGAUAGCUGCCAUCAGUUUCCAGAAUGGUAUUUGGAUUUCAAAAGUUAGAUGCAAAUGUGACGCCACAUUGUUGUACUCUCCUUUUCGAAAGGAGCGGCACGCCGUUAGCGGCACAGACAUGGUAGAUAAUUCACUCCCUGGAUUUGUCCAGGAAUAUUUCAGAGUUUGCUUUUCACCUGUGUGCUGACAGGUCCUUUUGCCAUGUUAGCCAUGCCAUGAUAUAUGUGCAAGAGGCAAAGGCUUUUCCUAGUUCUUGAGUUGGUGAAGUUUAGCAUAUGUAAGCUGCGUUGACUCACAAACUCACCUGUCCUUUCAUUUUAAAUGGAGUCUGACUGUCUUGCUUCUCUAGUACACAUUGCCAGACUGCCCCCAAAACUUGCAGUUAUGACUGCGUAAGCCAUACCGAUUUCAAGGAGUUGCUUGCGAUUCAGUCGCAGUCUUAGUUCUUCUGCUUUGAUUAUUUUGCCUGUGUUUUUGACUGUACUCAAAUGCCUUUCACAUUCCUUGAGUUUCUUUGCUUUGAGAGGACAGUAGUGGAAUUGAUUUAGGUCAUUUUUUUACAUGCUUUUUUUGUUUUUUGCAAGAUUUUAUGGUCAUUUACAUCCUUUUGAAAUAGUGUGAGAGUUUCAAACGAAAAAAAGCACACACGUCUGGAUUUAGAGGUACUUCAGAAGGCAUGCGUGUGUUUGGCCUAAAGCAAAGAUGGUGUCUAUCUCUCUGUUUAACUGCAGCCUUAGAAUCUUUGAGUAGAACCCUGGGGUGUGAAAGGGCAUUGCUUAACUUUCUUUGUUGGCAAGACUACAAAAAAAUGUGUAUUAUUCAUGCUUUCAACUCCAAUGAUGGUAAUUUUAACAUUCACUACGGCUAUGCUAGAGUUUACCGUCGGUAUGCCUACUGUCAUUCAGAAACAGUAUUAUUCAAAUUGUCACAUCUUUGAGACACAUUAAAAAAUUUCCUUACAAGGGUUAAUUGUAAGAGCCAAUUUAAAAUGAGCCAGAUUUAUAUAUCUUGUUAUGAAGAAUAACAAAAGGGAAGCAUAUGCCAGGCAGACACUGAAGUGUAGGGGUCAUGGUUUUCAAGUACCGUUUGAUGGAUUUAACCAGAGAUUGUUUCUUUGUUUUAGUGACUGCAGUCGUGACUUUACAGCACUGCAAUUUACAAACAGUGGGGUAAAUACAGGUUGUAAUAACCGUCAUCCCGCUGCUUCAUGAACGCUGAGAACUUAUAUUGGUUACAGAUUAAGUCCCAGGGGUGGCUGGGAAUAUUGUCUUCUUAAGCUUUAGAAGAUAUUCCAUUGUAUAAAAUGAAAAAGCAUAAGUAAAUAAGGUCACCAUGAGAUAAUGGUUCUUGGAAAGAAACAAGUAAAUGGAUUGCUUCAGUCUAGUAUGGUAAGUUGUCAUACAUUCCCAUAUUUUUAGGAUUUAUUCAUUCGCUUGGUAGAAUAACUGAGGUGGGAUGGAAGCCACUCUUCAGAUGUCCGUACUCGAGCAAGCAGGUCUACACGUACCGUCCUCUUCAUAUCGCUGCAUCGUUGUGCAUUUGUGAAGAGUAUGUCACACCGCCAAGAUCUCCCUCCGGUGCAGGGGGGCAGACAGCUGCAGGCGCUAGACCUACAUUACUUUCACAUGUGCACGUAACACCGUUCAACGGAGCCCACAUGCACACUCAUAAUCACAUGUACGUAUGUACGCGCACUGUUCCCCCACGGGUCCCCACUGGGUAGUGCUGGCCUUCAGAAAAGUAGAAUGAAGCAAAUCCUAGAAGCUCACACAAGCCCACAGAGUGUGCAGAAUAUCAAACAUGGGAUUUCUAACAGGGUUGGGUUAGCAUGAAGAAAACACUAUGGCUCUUCAAGGAUUCAGAAAAAAAAAGAUGAUUGCCCAAUUGGAGUCACCCAAUGUUACUCACUUUCGUGUGUACAUAAUGUAGUAAUUGCUUGAAGCUAAACGAUCAAUUUAGGCGAAUAUAAAUGUACAAUUGGAGCUUUUUUGCAUGUGUCUUUUUAUAAUGAACAAAGUAAUUACAUAAUAACGAUCAUAUUGAAAAUUAAAAAAAUAAAAAAUGUAGCAGCCCGCAUGUCCGUGGUUGUUUUCAGAUUCAAUUCUGAGGUGUACCAUACUCACAUUAAUAAAAUAUUAAAAAAAAAAAACCUAACAAACAUUAAAACGUAUAAAACACAAUCAUUGCACAGUAAAAGAAGUUACAGACUUUUUUUUGUAAACUGUCAACAGCACAAAUAUUUUGUAUUGUUGUUUGUACCAUUUUGUACCAAAAAAAAGGAAAAAAAGUAUAAGAAAAAAGGGAAAGAGUUUGUUUUAAGCGUGUUUCUAGUGCCACUGCGAUCUUGGUUCCAAAUACAUAAAGCAGCCUUGCUGAUUAAUCGUGUAAAAUAAAAGCUGAACUGGUGAUGUGACACCAGCUCUCCUGUGUUAUAAAUAAAGUCCCCCUCCUUUUAAAACGUU